AUGGUGGCCAAGGUGUCUAAGAAGGGCAACUUCAAUCCUUUUCCAGCUCCCAAGCGUGGCAAAGGUAGAUGUGUGCUGAAGCGGCCGGCCGCCAAGAAGACAAAAGCGUGGAAAGAUACCCCCUACACCCGGCAUCCUUCAAAGCUGGUGGCCGCGGACAUCAAGUUGGAUCGCAAAAUGUGGAAAAGGUCCUUGACGGAUAUUCUCCAUGCUUCAGGGAAGAACCUGGUCAAGAUGCUUCUACAGGAUGGGCUUCUAUCAUCGUGGGAUGGCCAAACUUGCCGCAGGGUACCAUGUCAAAGCUUCAAGAUGGUGACAAGCCACAGCACUGAUGCAGCGCUAAGAAGUGUCAUGUGCACAUCAAUCCUCACCAUCUACAUCCUCUCUUCACUGACGGUCGUGGCACUGGGUGUACGCGCCAUCCGAAAAGUCGAGUGGACACCUUUGGCCAACAAAUGGCUCAAGGACAAGCAUGUGAUCCUACACACAGACGCUGCAAAGUCCUACAAGUGCCAGAUCCGGAACGUCAUUCACGACAAGGUCGUCCAUUGCAAGAAGAAAGUCAAGACUAAUGGGAAAUGGAAAUGGCAAAUGCCAAACUAUGUUCGCCUUGUCCACCACAAAGUCCCGGGGCAGAAAGCUCUUGUGCGCUGCAAGGCUGGCACUCAAGUCAUCGAUCGUGCGUGGCGAUUCCUGAAGGAGCGUCUGCAAAUUAAUCAGGCAUCGCGUGUCGGAAGUGCUGCCCUCCGAGCAAAGCUCCGGUCUGCGCAGUAUGAGUACUGGUAUCGCAACCGGGACCUGUGGCAUGCCACAGGUCGUUCCCUUAGCACCAUCAGCAGCGAUGCGCCACCCCCACCCCCACCUGGUGGCACAGCUGGCUACGGCGAGUUGGCGCCUUCAGCCAUCCAUGGGCUGCCGGAUACCGGAGGCUCCAUGUCCAGCCCCAAGUCCGACGAUGGAAAUCCGCUGCUGAAAUCAGUGAUGGAUUCCAUGGCUGCUGAUGGCGAGGAUAUGGAAGGCUUAGUGGCGCCCAACCCGCUGACAGCAGAGGAGCUGAAGGCUGAAGAAGCACGGCGUCGUAGCUCACUGGCUGCGGCGCUAGACGAGAAGGGGAUUUCAACGGUCUUUGAUCCUGGGGCAGGCAGUGGUCCCUCCGGAGCCAUGAAACCUCAGUUCGACGUGACCAGCAUCCCACCAGGGGAGUUGAAGAGCUUUUUGCUGAACCCCUCCCCGAAGCCUGCUGGCAUGAUCGAGUGCCGGAUCAUUCGUGCUCAGCUUGGAGCGCGGUUCAUCGAGUUCCGCGUGUCGAGUUCAGCGGACUGCGCGGACUGCGCGGCUUCUGUUCGGCUUCCGGUUCGAGCCCUGGCGCCGGAGCGGUGCUCGGAGCACAGGCCCAGUGAAAGCUUGGGGCACCAGUUCCGUCGAAGCGGCGUUUUCGGUGUCUCGAAGGUCCGUGAAGCGGUGCUCGAAGCCUGUCAGCGGCUGAACCGCCCGGUGGAGGAAUCUGCCAAAGCACUGCAAUACUUAGAAAGCGAAUGGCUGUGUGAUGCCUGGACCUUAGGCGCCCUGUCAGAGGAGGCCUGGAAGGAGCUCCGCUUGCCCUUAGGACUCAAGGAGCAUCUCCGUUUUCGCUUCCGCGGCACCGCUUGGGCGGCCGAAGCGCGCCCCGCUUCCCCUGGCUGGGCACGGCUGGACGCCGAGAAGCCGGUGGCGAUGGUCUUCCAAGACGACCGACGUCCACCCGAGGUGCCUCAACCACGUGAGAAAAGCUCCGUUGAGGCGCUUCUGGUGAGGAUCCAAGAGAAGAUGAGCCGUGAGAACCGGUCGCUGAAAGGUAUGGCCCGGCGCUUCAAACGCAUGGACGAUGACUUGAACAACUACAUGGAGUUCUCUGAGUUUAUCAACGCCAUGAACGAGUUGUACCAAGGCCUCAGCGACCAGGAGCUGCAAUCCUUGUGGCGCUACGUGGACCGGGAUGGCAAUGGCCGAGUUACCUUCGAGCAGUUCUUACAGAUUUUCAAGCCCAAAUUGUCAGAGAGGCGGCGCCUAGCGGUGAAUGCGCUCUUUGACCAUCUUGAUGCCAAUCGAAAUGGAGUGAUCCAAAUCGAUGAUUUGAAGCUCCGCUGCGACCCCAACGCGCUGGCCGAGGGUGUGCACAAGGUGCGGGGCGUGCGAAUGCAGCCCGACCAGGUGUUGGUGAAUUUCUUGGAGAACUUCCGGAAGCUGGUGGGAGGUAGCGUCUACGGAGAGGUCCGCUAUGCAGACUUCGAACGCUACUAUGAGGGCCUCUCUGCAGGCAUCGAUUCGGACGCUUAUUUCGAGGAACUCUUGCGGAAGGCAUGGGAUUUGCCCAGCAACUUCUUCCACCACCUGGAGGUGGAUGAGAAGCCGAAUCACAUCAGUGCUGGGACGCCUGCACGAGUCAGGGUGAUACCUCAUCAUCAACAUCAUAAUCCUACCUUCCUGGACCAUCAGCAGGGGGGUCGCGAGCGGCGAGGGCAAGCGCAUACGGGACAAAGGCUACUACGCACGCUCCGUCGAUGCUUAGCACAAUGCUGCCGGGGGAAUGCUUCCUUACUGUAUGGAGAUCUGGUGGUGCGCACCUAUGUGCCGAAUCCCAGGCGUGGAGAGGAGGCUCCGCCCAAGCUGGUGCCCAAGGAGACCUUCGAGGCGGUCUUGCUACGCAUGUUGCCCAGCAUGCUGCCCCCAGACCGUGCCACCUUGUCCGCCAUCUUCCAGGACGCUGUCCGCAACGAUUGCGUGGACUACCGCUCGUUCCUGGACUGCCUACAGGCGCCCACGGCGGUACGGCAGGACUGCGCCUUGCGGGUCUUCGAUGACCUCGCCGGAGCAGGCGCGACCAACUUGGACCUGAGCGACGCUGCAAGGGUCAUUCCGCCCGGGGCGAUGACCGUCUUUGGUGACAGGCAGGUCUCCCUGCAGAGUUGGUUAGACUUCCACAACCUGGUGGCCACCGCCGCUGGAGAGACUACGGACGCUGUGUACGAGGCUCAGCUCCGGUACUUGUGGGGCUUGAGGGACGCCAACUCCCAGGGCCCCAAGCUGACGCCGGUGCCGGGCUACUACCGCGGCAUGUCGCGGGUGCAGCUGGGAUGA
Messenger RNA from Durusdinium trenchii, 3117 nucleotides. Lineage: Eukaryota; Dinophyceae; Suessiales; Symbiodiniaceae. The record is from the annotation of a GenBank genome assembly.